Messenger RNA from Trichoderma asperellum CBS 433.97, 2070 nucleotides. Lineage: Eukaryota; Fungi; Ascomycota; Sordariomycetes; Hypocreales; Hypocreaceae. The record is from RefSeq and is a predicted model, not a curated record.
AUGGAGCUGCCAAAGAAACCCAGCAGCGACCUCAAGGGCUACUCUUGCGUAAGCUGCAGACAGCGAAAGGUUAGAUGCGAUAGGCGUGCCCCUUGUAUGAAUUGCACCAAAGCCGAGAAACAAUGCAACUUCAUCGCCCCCAUACGCGGAAAGCGGAAAAGAACGAAGCCUCUUCGAGAGACUCUUCAUGCUCGGCUGAAACGAUAUGAAGAAAUGCUCAAGGCCUACGGCGCCAAAAUUGAGCCAAGCGAUGGCACUGGCAUGUCUGAUUCGGAAACAGAGUCUCAGUCUCACAAUACUCCCGAGUCGAGCGAUGGGACUAUAACAAGAGUCAAGAGCCAGGAGCAUGAAGAUCCUUUGCCGCCAAAAUUUAUCAUGAAAGAGGGAGCCUCGAGAUAUUACGAUAGGUAUUUCCAACAUCCAGAAGCCACCACUUCUUUCAGCGAACCGGCGGAAGAGGAUGUCCAUGUAAUUGAAGAUGGGUUAAUGUUCGAGCCUGAGAGAGGCGACAAAGCCAUGGAUCUUACCAAAUAUCAUCUUCCAUUGCCGCUAAUAUCGAAAUUAAAAGAGUUCUUCUUAGAUAGGGUUGAUCCUAUGAUGAAGUUCCUACACCUUCCCACCUUUUGGGCCGCUCUGGCAAAUGAGCUGCCGAAUCCGGAUCGUAUACCCAAGAGUUUAGAGGCGCUCAUCUUUGCGUUUUAUUUAGUCUCUAUUUGUUCGUUGAAAGAAGACGAGGCCCAGGAGCUAUUUGGCGUGGAGUUGCAGGUUCUCCUUUAUCGCUAUCGAGUUGCAACUCGGCAAGCCUUGGUAAAUGCGAGGUUCUUGUCAACAGCGAACCUGAUGACGCUUCAAGCGUUUUCUAUAUUUAUAAUAUGUGUCAGAAACAUUUAUCGAUGCGAUACCCUCUUUGUUUUGUCCGGCGUCGCCGUCCGGCUGGCUCGUAAAAUGGGACUGCACCGCGAUGGAACGUUUCUUGGCCUACCUCCCUUUGAGACAGAAAUGCGAAGGCGGCUUUGGUGGCAUAUUGCCCACAUAGACUUUCGUACAGCCGAUGUAAUGGGCACCAAGCCGUCGCCAGAAAUCGCCACUGCUGAUACAAAAAAGCCUAUCAAUGUCGAGGACAGCGAACUCUACCCAGGUAUGGCUGCCCUACCUGAAGAUUUCAGCGGCAUCACGGGGAUAUCGCUUUGUAUCAUAAAGUGCGAAAUGCUUUCGGCUCUGUGCAAAUGCGCAGCCACUCGUCCCCUUGAUUUGCGCUGGGAGAUGCUGUACAGCCCUGACAUUUCGCUCGCCACAAAGGACGGCGUCAUAGAUGAAGUUGAGGACUUCAUGGAAAAGAAAUAUCUGCGGCACUGUGACCCUUUAAACCCAUAUCAUACCUUUUUAUCCAUCAUGGUACGAUCAGCAGUAUGCAAGAUGAGGCUCUUUGCGCACAAUUUGCGACAGUUUGCGCAUCGAUAUCCCAUGGCCACCCAAAAGGACCAUGAUAUAGCAUUUAACAACGCCAUGAAGCUUCUGGAAUAUGCAAACUUGAUUAACAGGGGGCAUAUGGGUUUGGAUAAGUAUCUGUGGCAGAUGGGCACGAGCUACUGCUGGAACACCAUGCUCUAUUUGCUCAUGGAAGUUCGAUGCCGCAAAACAGGGCCUGAAAUCGACAGGGCGUGGGAACUAAUCGGCGUCGUAUUCGCGCGCGCUCCUCAAGUAUUCUCAGAGUUCACGGGCUCUGUUUAUGUGGCGCUGGGCAAAUGGACACUAGAAGUUUGGGACAGCCACAUCGAGGCUGCAAAAGCACAAGGUCUUCCAGAACCGGUACCGCCCGAUUAUAUUCACGCCAUCCGGGACUACCAGGCCUCAAAGUUGGAGGCAGAAACUCCAGUCCAAGAGAAGAAGGCUGAUGUUAAGCCUGUUUCCUGGCCGCCGUCCGGCUAUGACAAAGCCUCGUAUGUAGACUAUCUUGAUGUGGGAUAUUCAGAGCCGCAUAAUUUUCCAAACCUGUCGUCCUUUGAUACGGAUCCAAAUCAGUGGAUACAUUGGGAGCAGCUAGUGGCAGACCAGAGCACCUUCACAUAG